Pseudogymnoascus verrucosus is the source of this 492-nucleotide messenger RNA. RefSeq lists its product as uncharacterized. Lineage: Eukaryota; Fungi; Ascomycota; Leotiomycetes; Thelebolales; Thelebolaceae. The record is from RefSeq and is a predicted model, not a curated record. The transcript has 2 exons. The coding region runs from base 1 to 492 and encodes 163 amino acids.
AUGGCCGAAGCAAACAAGAUCCUCGAGCGUAAUAUCGCAGAUACGAAAAUCCGAUUCGACAAGCUGCAGAUGGACAAUGAGACCGCGAGAAGGGAACUGGCGUCGGCAAACUCGAAAAUCGGCAAUAUGAGCAUCACAAACGAAACUCUCGGCCAGAACGAGACUAUGAAAGGAGAAUUGGCAUUAGCGAGCCCUAAAAUCGGCAAUCGAAGUACAGCAACGGAAACUCUCGAGCGCGAAGCCAUCGAUGCAAAGACAAAACUUACUCGACUGCAAAUGGAGAAUGAGACCCUGAAAGGGGAAUUGAAAUUGGCAAACUCAACCACCGAUGACGCGAACAAAGCGAUCAAGAUUCUUAAGACCGAAGCUACUAAUCCAAGUGCAAGAUUCGACAAACUGCGAAUUGAAAACGAGGGUCUGAGGAAGAAUCUAGCCUCAGCCAACUCGAAAAUCGCCAGCUUAGAUCGCGACGCCACAGAUACAAAGAUCUAA